Messenger RNA from Salvelinus namaycush (lake trout), 2155 nucleotides. RefSeq names its product zinc finger protein 501-like. Lineage: Eukaryota; Metazoa; Chordata; Actinopteri; Salmoniformes; Salmonidae. The coding region runs from base 20 to 1219 and encodes 399 amino acids. The record is from RefSeq and is a predicted model, not a curated record. The transcript has 2 exons.
UGUACUGCAGGAUCCAGAGAUGGCAUCAGUGAAGCUGGAAGACUGCAGUCAAACACUGGAGCUGAAUGUUAACAUUAAAGAUGAAGAAGAGGAGGCGGAGAUUGGGAAAUCUGUUAAUCAUGGAGACCAUGUUGAGACAUUCUCUACAUCCAGAGAGAAACAGCAGGAACAUCACAGAGCUAAGAGGUCUCACCCCUGCCCACAUUGUGAGGAGAUUUUCCCAUUUUUAUCAAAGCUAAAAGUACACCUAAAAAUACACAGAGGGAAUCAAUAUUCCAAUAAUGACGUUGGGAAGAAUUUCACAACAUCCAAGACUCUGACAGUUCAUCAGAGAGUGCAUACAGGAGAGAAGCUGUUCUCCUGCUCUGACUGUGUAAAAUGCUUCACAACAUCAACUAGGCUAAAAGUUCAUCAGAGAACACACACAGGAGAGAAGCCUUACUUCUGCUCUGACUGUGCGGCGAGUUUCUCUCUACUGUGCAACUUAAAACGACAUGAACGUAUACACACAGGAGAGAAGCUUUACUCCUGUUCUGACUGUGAGGCGAGUUUCUCUCUACUGUGCAACUUAAAACGACAUGAACGUAUACACACAGGAGAGAAGCCUUACUCCUGCACUGACUGUGGAAAGAGUUAUUCUCUACUGGGCCACUUAAAAAGACACCAACAUAUACAUACAGGAGAGAAGCCUUACUCCUGCUCUGACUGUGGAAAGAGUUUCUCUCGACUGGGCCACUUAAAAACACAUAAACAUAUACAUACAGGAGAGAAGCCUUACUCCUGCUCUGACUGUGUAAAAUGCUUCAUAACAUCAACUGAGCUUAAAGUUCAUCAAAGAACACACACAGGAGAGAAGCCUUACUCCUGCUCUGAUUGUGUAAAAUGCUUCACAACAUCAACUAGGCUAAAAGUUCAUAAGAGAACACACACAGGAGAGAAGCCUUACAUCUGCUCUAAUUGUGCAGCGUGUUUUGCUCUACUGUGCCACUUAAAACGACAUGAAAGUAUACACACAGGAGAGAAGCCUUUCUCCUGCUCUGACUGUGCGGCGAGUUUUUCUCUACUGUGCAACUUAAAACGUCAUGAACGAAUACACACAGGAGAGAAGCCUUAUCACUGCACUGACUGUGAGAAGAGAUUCUACAGAUUGGGCCACUUAAAAAGACACCAAUGUAUACAUAAAGGAGAGAAGCCUCAUCAGUUGUCUCAGACCAGCUGAGAUUAGACACUCCACUUAAUUUUCAUGUCAUUAAAUAAUUGGCAAUGUUGAAUUGGAUCAAAUGAAGAAAGCGUAGAACACUAUUGUAAUCCUAUAGUUUCUCACUGUUAGAGAACUGUGCAGAGGAAAGGGAGCGUUAUAGAAUGUUAGCCUCUCUUUACUUUACUGAUCAGUGUGGACCUUGUCGGUUUUGUUAGCUUCUACUGUAAAGAUAUUGACAUGACCUUGGAUUUGCCCUUAGGGUUGAAUAUCCUGUGAGGUGUCUCACAGUGGAGUCUGAUGGUUAACUGGGUGGUACUGCUUCCCUCUGCAGUUUUCUGUGGGAAUGAGCUAGUAGAUACAACCUACACUGAGUGUACAAAACAUUAAGGACACCUGCUCUUUCCAUGACAUAGACUGAUCAGCUGAACCCAGGUGAAAGCUAUGAUCCUUAAUGGUCUAGUUGUUGUGUAUUUGUUAUGGAUCCCCAUUAGCUUUCAACAUUAAAAAAACUGCAGUUGCAGUGAGCUAAGGAAUGAAAACACUGGACACUGGAAAAUUGGAAACAUAUUGCCUGUUCUGAUGAAUCCCGGGUUUCUGCUGUUUCACACUGAUGGGAGGACUAGGGUAUGCAGGAAACCACGAGUACAUGCAUCCAGUGGUGGAAAAAUUACCUGUCAUACUUGAGUAAAGUAAUGAUACCUUAAUAGAAAAUUACUCAAGUAAAAGUGAGUCACCCAUUAAAAUACUACUUGAGUGAAAGUAUUUGGUUGUUAUAUACUUCUGUAUAAAAAGUAUGAAUAUUUUCAAAUUCCUUAAAUUAAGCAAACCAGACGGAACAAUUGUCUUGUGUUUUUUAUAUUACAGAUAGCCAUGGGCACACCAACACUCAGACAUAAUUUACAAACGAAGCAUUUGUGUUCAGUGAGUCCGCCAGAUAAGAGGCAGUAGGGAUGA